AUGUUCCGCCUCUCCUCCAUCCUCGCAGCAGGUCUCGCCCUGGUUAGUUCCGCCAAUGCCGCUUGUGGCGAUGGCUCACCCCAGGGCGUAGUCUCGGGCUCGGGCACCUUCACCGCCACUGUCAACGGCGCCAACGUCUACUCUGGAUCCGACUACCGCCUCGCCAUCCAGACUGCCCUCGACCGCAUCACAAGCGGCCAACGUGUAACCGUCCGCGCAUCAGGCAGUAUCGGCGCAAACACCAUCACCAUCACCAGCGGCAAGACCUUUGAGGUCUGCGGUACCAUGAACGUCGGUACCAAAUCCGGCCGCGGGGCAAUCGAGGUUAUCAACCAGAACGAUGUCAAGAUUCCGUUCCUGAAGAUGACGGGUAACCCCUACUUCGGCAUCCGCGCGUCGGGCACUCGCAACUUUGGGCUUGGCGAGAUCACCCUGAGCCUCAGCGGCGGAAUAGGCAUUCGUUUCGACCGCGAUGCUAACUGGAACUACGGAGUCACCAUGGGCAACAUCGUCGUCACCGGUGCCGGUAGCCAUGCAGUUGAGACCUUCAAGAUCGACGGCCUCGACAUCAAGUCCGUCAAGGCCAAGGACGUAGGUGAAUGUGGAUUGCUCAUCCAGGAGUCACGAAACGUCAAGGUCGGCUAUGUCGAGGGCAUCAACGCGGGCGCCGGCACGGGCUACGCCACACUCCGCUUCGCCAACAACAACGGCCAGCUCGCCAACGGAGAGUACACCACCACAAAUGUCUUCAUCGACAAAGUCUAUUCCCGAGGUGGCGGCCGAGGCAUCUUCUGCGUGUCCCAGUCCGGUGCCGCAGAGAUCAAGACGAUUGAUCUCGCCGACAACGGAAACAACGCCAUUCUUAUCGAGAACUGCUACAACUUUGCCAUUCGCGACGGUACCGUCAGCAAGGGCGGUGAAGUGCGUGUUUCAGCUCGCAGCGAGUUCCCCAACACCAGCGGCAUCUAUGUCAAGGCCCAGGUCAACGAUAACACUGUCCGGGAGUCGCCUUGCGCUGAGAAUAUUUACUGGGGCAUUACCGGUAAUGCCAAGAUGAAUGUUUGUUAA
This is a messenger RNA of Fusarium sp. VM40, 1068 nucleotides long. The record is from the annotation of a GenBank genome assembly. Lineage: Eukaryota; Fungi; Ascomycota; Sordariomycetes; Hypocreales; Nectriaceae.